AAUUGUAUAACUAACAUCUGCCAUUGUUCUUAUAGUUUCCAGUUGUAGUUUUACGUAUACUAGUGUGACCUCUCAGGAAACCGACUUCCACGCGCGACACAAGUUCGCGACGGUACGGACUUUUUAAAGCUGCCACACGUCAAAGCAAUAUUUACACAUAUAGUGCUUUUAUUGUAUAGCAUGGAGACGCUGACAUUUGGGCUGAGCCUUAUUCGACAUGGGGAAACGCAGCACAACAAAGACGGCCUGCUUCAAGGCCAGGCCAUCGAUUCACCCUUGUCUGAGACCGGGCUGCAGCAGGCGGAGGCAGCAGGCUGUUACCUUAAAGAUGUUGAGUUCAGCAACGUGUUUUCCAGUGACAUGCUGCGGGCUCAGCAGACGGCUGAAACAAUAAUGAAACACAACCACAGUUGUUCUGCCUUACAGUUGGUGUGUGACCCUUUGCUUAAAGAGAAAAGCUUUGGGAUAGCGGAGGGGCGGCCGGUGCAGGACGUGAGGGAGAUGGCCGAGGCAGCGGGCCAGUCCUUUCCAGGCUUCACCCCUCCAAAGGGGGAGACCCAGGAGCAGGUGAAAGAGCGCGUCAAAGGGUUCUUGGAGAAAACCCUCCAGCAGAUUGGGGCCCAACACUGGCGUGACGGAGGGGAGGGUGAGACCUCCUCCUCCUCCUCCUCCUCCGCUCCAUCGGCAGCAUCUCCCGCGGAGGGACGCGCAGACGAGGGGGUCCGAGGUGUCCCCGUCCACGCGCUGGUGGUCACCCACGGGGCCUACAUGUGCGCGGCGGUGCGUUUCUUCGUGGAGGAGCUAGGAUGCUCCUCGCCUCCGGGCUCCGACAGAGAGCACAUGUUCGCUCUGAGCCCCAACGCGGGUCUGAGUCGGUUUGUGCUCACCGUGAGGAGAGAGGAGGGCCGGUUCAGAUUGUCAGCCAUGCGCUGUGUCUUUGUCCACAGGUUGGGACGAGGGGGGCAUUCAAAAGUCGGAGCUAAAUGAACAGCAGUCUGCUUUUUUAAGCUGAGUGAAAAGUGAAAAGUAUCCACAUGUGGAACAGUUUUCUAUCUCUAGUAAUUGAAUACAGACAUCUAGUUUAAAUUCACCAAUAUUUCAUAAUGUGGCCUAAAAAAUAGAAUGAUUUAUCUCAUUUCCAGGGCAUAUAAUGCUGUUUGUGCGCUGGGCAGCUUUUAUUUCCACUCAUAGAGGGUUUGUGUUGCAGGGCAACGUCAUCACGUCUCUGGCUGUUCAUUACUCUAAGUGUGGGCAGCUUAGUGUUCUAAUGAGUCCAUGUUUCUAUAUAUAUUCUCCGGAUGUUCAUACGUAGGAAGAAAGAGCUGAACUGCAACAGUGUUAACUUUUGGGGAAUCAGUGACUUUGUCAUUGUUGGGAAUUAACCCUUAAGUCACUGAGGAAAAGUGCAUGCAGGUGGUUUCUGUAUUUUAUUCCACUCUGUUGUUCUCUGUGACCCUGAAAUUGAAAAAAAAAGGGACGCUGUAACACCUGAGCGCUCCCAUUUUCCAAAAUAAGAAAAUGUAGCCUCUAUAUGAUUCUGUAUUAUAGUUGAAUAUCUGUGGAAACUUGCCAAUGGGGAAAAAAGUUUAAAUUUAAAUAUAUGUUUAAAUAAAACAUUUUGUCUGCUCUGG
Pungitius pungitius (ninespine stickleback) is the source of this 1631-nucleotide messenger RNA. RefSeq names its product TP53 induced glycolysis regulatory phosphatase a (gene tigara). Gene Ontology annotation, molecular function: fructose-2,6-bisphosphate 2-phosphatase activity. Bases 181 to 987 code for a protein of 268 amino acids. The transcript has 6 exons. Gene Ontology annotation, biological process: regulation of pentose-phosphate shunt; negative regulation of glycolytic process. Gene Ontology annotation, cellular component: cytosol. Lineage: Eukaryota; Metazoa; Chordata; Actinopteri; Perciformes; Gasterosteidae. The record is from RefSeq and is a predicted model, not a curated record.